AUGACAUCUCAAUUUACAUUCUUGACACACACAGACCCUGCCCUAGGGAGAGCCAACACCAAGCGCAUGCGGGCCCAUGUCACUCGUAAGAAUUUUGAGAAGCGGCGCGAGCGAUUAGAAGAUGCGAGAUGCGGAAACAAGGUCUUGCGAAUUAAGCCACAAUUAACAGAAACCGGAAUAUCAGAGCCGGAGCUAUCCGCAAUGAAAUGCCGUGCUUUGAACCCUUAUAUGGGACUCGUGGAAUCCGAUUAUGUUGUCAUUCACCAAUUAUUCCGCUACUUUAGACCUUUACUCCUCUCUUUGGCGUCUGACAAAGCGACCUUGCUCCGGGAACGAUCCUGGAUCCAGUUGAACUUUUCCGAGCCAGCUCUUCUGGAAGCCUCCUUGGCAUGGGGGGCCAAGGCUAUCAAUAUGAUCAACACCAGAUUGAAUGAUCCUGUAACGGCGGUAACUGAUGGAGUACUUGGCGCGGUAUAUACCUUGGCAUAUUGCGAGCGCUUGGCAAAGAGAGAAACAGGCUUUGAGACUCAUAUGACUGGCUUCAGACAUAUGAUUCAAUUCAGGAGAGGACAGAAUAACCAAUAUGAUGACCUGUCUUGGUUCUCAGAACUGCUUAUCUCAGAUAUUGAUAUGAAUUCCCAGGCAAGCACAAAAGCACUGCAUUCGUUCUUUCCAGAUUCCAUCUCCAGAACCCUCGAUGCUAUAUCCAAAGAUAUAGCCAACCUGCGUACUGCAAUCGAAUACUCAAGGAGAUACGAACUGGCAGACCAUUUCCUCAUCAAAGAAAUCGAUGAACGGAUAUUGACUAUACAGAACAAAAGCGACACGCUGCGAGGCAAAUUACAAUAUAUCGACGCUCUCGCCCAAUCCAUUCGUAUUUUCCUUCAUCUAUCGUGUGACCGUCUGCCCAUAUUACCUGCCAACCUCACUACCUUAACCUCCGGCCUGAAAAAUAUUCUGAGCGAGCCGGAUACUCGUCUCUGUUCAUCAUUUGAGUUCACGAUUUGGCAGCUAUUUGUUGGAAGUGUGGCGAGUACGGCCGACUCUGAUACUGGGAUUUGGUUUAGAACAACUCUCUGGAGGCUAGCACGAGCGUUCGUUCUUAGAGAAUGGAGCAGGGUAUUGUCUAUUUUAGGGAGGGCUUUUAUGCCCCCGUAUCAGCUAUUAGCGGAUUUCAAGUCGGUUUGGAUAGAAGUAAUGGAGAAUCAGAGUUUUCACGUUUAG
Messenger RNA from Talaromyces marneffei, 1224 nucleotides. RefSeq lists its product as uncharacterized. Bases 1 to 1224 code for a protein of 407 amino acids. The record is from RefSeq and is a predicted model, not a curated record. NCBI's taxonomy places the organism in Eukaryota, Fungi, Ascomycota, Eurotiomycetes, Eurotiales, Trichocomaceae. The transcript has 5 exons.